GCUUUAUGAAGCAAAAGGAAGAUCAUGAUAAACUCUACACAGCUUUCAUAUUUCACACUUAGUGCCUACUUUGACACUGGACUAUUUAAAUACCUAUUUUUUAUAAUUGUUAUGACUUUAUAUAUUUUAACUGUUUGUGCCAAUGUGUUGCUGAUAGUGAUUAUCUGUAUGAACAGAAGUUUACAUGAACCUAUGUACCUGUUUCUGUGCAGCCUGUGUGUAAAUGAACUGUAUGGUAGUACAGGGUUGUUUCCAUUCCUUCUGCUUCAGAUCCUCUCUGACAUUCACACUGUUUCUACUUCUUUUUGUUUCCUGCAGGUUUUCUUUUUAUACUGUUAUGGAGGCGUAGAAUUUUUAAAUUUAGCCAUCAUGUCAUAUGAUAGAUACCUUGCUAUCUGUUAUCCUCUACAAUAUAACACUGAAAUGACAAUUAACAAAAUUGUCGUACUUAUUGCUAUAACUUGGUUUUGCCCUUUACUGCUAUGUAUUGUGAUGGUGUCCUUGAGUAACUCUUUACAGCUGUGUGGGAACAUUAUUGAGAAAGUGUAUUGUGACAACUACUCUAUUGUCAGACUAGCCUGCUCUGACACCAUGAUCAACAAUAUCUAUGGACUCUUUAUUACUUCACUCUCUGUCUUUUGUCCUCUAAUUCUAAUUUUCUACACUUACCUGAAGAUUCUUAAAGUUUGUUUUUCUGGUUCUAAACAGACCAGACAAAAAGCUGUCAGUACCUGCACACCUCACCUGGCUUCUCUGCUCAACUUUACAUGUGGGGCUUGUUUUGAGGUGUUACAGAGCAGGUUUAAUAUGAAUAAUUUACCCAAUAUUUUGAGAAUUGUUUUGUCUUUGUAUUGGCUUACGUGUCAGCCGCUUUUCAACCCUGUACUGUAUGGUUUAAAUUUGUCCAAAAUCCGCAUCAUAUGUAAAAGUCUUGUCUUUGCUGAAAUAUAG
Molecule: messenger RNA, 951 nt
Organism: Lates calcarifer (barramundi perch)
Lineage: Eukaryota; Metazoa; Chordata; Actinopteri; Centropomidae
Product: olfactory receptor 10J5-like
Exons: 1
Coding region: 25-951 (308 amino acids)
Biological process (GO): G protein-coupled receptor signaling pathway
Cellular component (GO): membrane
Molecular function (GO): olfactory receptor activity; G protein-coupled receptor activity
Source: RefSeq, a predicted model, not a curated record